GUUUUCGUUUGCGAGUUACAGAGUUUGGUUGUGCCAAACGCGGUGAUUAAAACUCAACUAAACAAAACUAUAUAUAUAUAAUAUAUAUAGUAUUAUAUAUAUAUAUUUAAAAAUAAUUAAAAAUUAAAUAAAUAAAAACAAUUUUUUUUAUUUAAAAACGUUAAACGUUUUUUACUGUGAAGAUGAAAGCUACAUUAGUGAUAGCUGCUUUAUGCAUAGCAGCGGCUUAUGCAGAGCCUGCAAUCAGCCAAGCCAGAACCACCACGACCACAUCAACUAAGCCCGGCAGAUUCUUAUCAUUGCCAGUACCAGCAAAAUGCGCAAACCGUCCAAAAGAAUUCUCAUACCGUGGAAGGAACAUGUUCUUGAGCACUCAUGUACCUGCUUUGGCAAAUAGAAAAGUUGAUUGGCUCGAUGGCCGUAACUUAUGCCGUGAAUAUUGUAUGGACUUGGUUGCUUUGGAAACACAAGAAAAAAAUAAUCUGAUCUUCCGUGUUAUUCAACAAAAUGAUGUACCAUACAUUUGGACUGCCGGCCGUAUUUGUGACUUCGCUGGCUGCGAGAACCGUCCCGAUUUGGAACCCAAAAACGUAUAUGGCUGGUUCUGGUCUGCAACUCGCGAGAAGAUCCAAGCCACUAACCGCAUUCCACAAGGCUGGGGUUACAAUCCAUGGUCUCAAACUGGUCACAAGAAACGCCCACAACCCGAUAACGCUGAAUAUGACAUCAAUCAAACCAAGGAACAAUGUUUGUCCGUAUUGAACAACGUAUACAAUGAUGGCAUUGCAUGGCACGAUGUUGCCUGCUAUCAUGAGAAGCCCGUCAUCUGUGAAGAUAACGAUGAACUGCUACGCUAUGUAGCCGCCACAAAUCCCGGCAUCCGUCUAUAAGCAGCAUGCAAAUUGUCUGUUUAAUUGUUUGGUUAAAAUUACUUUUAAAUUUUUUGUUGUAUUAUAUAAUUUUUUUUUAUUAUUUUUAUUAUUAAAAUAAAAAAAUAGACUUUAGAAUUUAUGAAUUUGCUUCUAUUAAGCUUUGUAUAAUACUGAAAUGUAUUUUCUUUAUAUAUACGUUUAUGUACUUUACCAUAUAUAUUUUUUCGAUUCUUAAUCUGUUUACUGCCAAUUUUGUUUGUUUGCAAAUUCGUUCAAGCUCAUUUUAAACAUUAUUUUUAACAAAAUAUUAUUUUAUAUUUCUUGUAAAAUAUUUAUUGUUUCCAUAAACUUAUUGUAUUUUAAUUGUUUGCAGUUAUAUUUCCAAAAAGAAUCCUUAAUUAAUUAUUUUUAAUAUUGUUUUGCAACUCAUACAAAUCUUUCGAACAAAAUAAAAAUGCGAUACAAAAUAUUAAAUAAAU
Teleopsis dalmanni is the source of this 1351-nucleotide messenger RNA. RefSeq lists its product as uncharacterized. The record is from RefSeq and is a predicted model, not a curated record. NCBI's taxonomy places the organism in Eukaryota, Metazoa, Arthropoda, Insecta, Diptera, Diopsidae. The coding region runs from base 183 to 890 and encodes 235 amino acids. The transcript is spliced from 3 exons.